Messenger RNA from Temnothorax curvispinosus, 1428 nucleotides. RefSeq names its product peptidyl-alpha-hydroxyglycine alpha-amidating lyase 2-like. Bases 172 to 1269 code for a protein of 365 amino acids. Gene Ontology annotation, biological process: peptide metabolic process. Gene Ontology annotation, molecular function: protein binding; catalytic activity. The transcript is spliced from 8 exons. The record is from RefSeq and is a predicted model, not a curated record. Lineage: Eukaryota; Metazoa; Arthropoda; Insecta; Hymenoptera; Formicidae. Gene Ontology annotation, cellular component: membrane; extracellular region.
UGGCGCAACAGCUGUUUCUCACCAAUCAGCGUAAUUCAACCUGUUAUUUUCUGUUUUUCGAUGUAAUUGCAACUGCUCGUUUCCUGUAUACUUCCCAGGACACAUCCAUUCAAGUCAAAGUUGAGUAAUCGCUACCGUCGGCUGCGAAAUUUAUGGACGAGUAGAGAAACAAUGGCGGAUGGAGGAAACCGAUUCCCUCGAGUUCUCUCGGUGCUCGCAAUAGUGAUAUUUAGAGGCGUUACGUCCAAUAUCGACAAUGGAAACUUCGACGAUGGAAAUAACUUCGAUGAAUUCGAAAUUCCUUACCGACGCUUUCACGAUCAGUCCCACACGCCGUUGCAUCCCGUUGAAAAUCAUUUCUGGCAAAGUCCCAAAAAUCUUGGCGAGGUUUCCGGUGUCGCGGUGGACCCGAUGGGGAAUCUCGUGAUUUUUCACCGCGGAGAUAGAACAUGGAAUUACGACACUUUCAACGAGGAUGUAGAGUACCAAAAAAAAUACAGAGGUCCCAUUCGUGAUAACACAGUAUUAACGCUGGAUCCGAAAACCGGCGAUAUUAUAAGUGGUUGGGGAAAUCAGACGUUUUAUUUACCGCAUGGAAUCCACGUCGAUCCCUUUGGAAAUAUAUGGUUGACUGAUAUUGCUCUCCAUCAAGUAUUCAAGUAUUCGGCUUCUGGCGUCCCUCAACUGAUUCUCGGUCAAAGAUUCGAGCCUGGAAGCGACAUAGAACAUUUCUGCCAGCCAACCUCGGUUGCGGUUUUACCGGGUGGCGAGAUCGUUGUCGCUGACGGAUAUUGCAACAAUAGAUUAGUACUGUUUGAUAAAAGAGGCAACCCCAAGUACACUAUUGACGAAAGAUGGAUUACUUUGAGAAUCCCGCAUGCCCUGACAGUCUUGCCAAAUAGACAAGUAUGUGUCGCUGAUCGCGAAAAUUGGAGAAUUGUGUGUCUGGACGUGACGUAUUCCGGAUUUAGUCAAAAUGUGGAACCCCCCUAUUCGAUUCGUCAUCGGCAAUUUGGCCGAAUAUUUGGAAUUGUGUCGUACCAUGGUUUCAUUUACGCUGUUAACGGCGUGACAUCUAGAAAUAUACCGAUUCAGGGUUUCACCAUCGAUUCCAUGAAUCAGAACGUAACCGGAUAUUGGAGUCCUGAAUCCUCAUCUUUCAAGACGCCCCACGCCAUCGCUGUGUGUCCGUACGGUAAGGCCCUUUACGUGUCAGAAAUUGGACCAAACAAAAUAUGGAAGUUCGACCUAGUGAGCAAAUCCAACUAACGCAGAACUGUUAAACAACCAGUAUUACAGCUGAAAUCUGUCGUCUGACGCCAUUUAUAUAAUUCUGGAGAUAAAGCAUGGGAACCAAAUUUGUGAAAAGCACAAUGAAAUACAAUUUUUCUCUUCCACUACCUCAGCAUAUCACGAAGUGUGAAAAAA